Molecule: messenger RNA, 742 nt
Organism: Erythranthe guttata (spotted monkey flower)
Lineage: Eukaryota; Viridiplantae; Streptophyta; Magnoliopsida; Lamiales; Phrymaceae
Product: cytochrome P450 71AU50
Molecular function (GO): heme binding; monooxygenase activity; oxidoreductase activity, acting on paired donors, with incorporation or reduction of molecular oxygen
Source: RefSeq, a predicted model, not a curated record
GGAACAAAGAAGAGAGGAAGGAGACUAUGGAUUUUGUGGACACGUUGAUGUCGAUUAUGGAGUCGGGCGAAGCUGGAUUCGAAUUCGAUCGACGCAAUGUCAAGGCUGUGCUAUUGGACUUGCUAGUAGCUGGAUUGGACACGUCAGCAACAGCGAUGGAGUGGACGCUAUCGGAAGUCAUCAACCACCCGUCCGUAACAAAGAAACUCCAAAUCGAAAUAGAAGAAACCGUCGGCAAAAACCAAUUAGUCGACGAGUCGCACCUCCCCCAUCUCAAGUACCUCGAUUACGUCGUCCGAGAAUCACUGAGGCUCCACCCCGUGGGGCCCUUGCUAAUCCACGAGUCAAUGGAAGACUGCGAGGUCAACGGGCUCCACAUACCGAAGAAAGCCCGUGUUCUGGUCAACGUGUGGGCCAUAGGGAGAGACCCUAACGUGUGGGCCGACCCGGAGAGAUUUUGGCCCGAUAGGUUUGUCGAAAGCCCGAAUGUGGAUUUACGAGGACGGGAUUUUCAGCUUAUACCGUUCGGAUCGGGAAGAAGGGGAUGCCCUGGAAUGCAGCUGGCGUUGACUAUAGUCCAGUUGGUGGUGGCGCAAUUGGUUCAUUGCUUCGAUUGGGAGAUUCCGGGUGGUGGUGACGUGGAUAUGGCCGAAGAGUUUGGUUUGGUGACCGGGCGGGCUAAGCAUCUUAUGGUUCGUCCUACUUAUCGAUUGAAUUAAUAAAUAAAAAUGGUAAAUUAAAA